Messenger RNA from Dendroctonus ponderosae (mountain pine beetle), 1843 nucleotides. Its product is annotated as tudor and KH domain-containing protein homolog. The record is from RefSeq and is a predicted model, not a curated record. The coding region runs from base 125 to 1516 and encodes 463 amino acids. The transcript is spliced from 8 exons. Gene Ontology annotation, biological process: spermatogenesis. NCBI's taxonomy places the organism in Eukaryota, Metazoa, Arthropoda, Insecta, Coleoptera, Curculionidae. Gene Ontology annotation, molecular function: RNA binding.
UGCGAUUGUCAAAUCUAAUGUCAGUGGAAAAUCAGAUUUUUGUUUUCUAUUUUUAUAAAUUAUCAAUAGUUUUUCUUAUAAUUUGGAGAUUCGAACGCAGAUCGACUAUUUAGAUUACAUAAUAAUGAGGGCUUUCACCAAGUCAUUAACCGUUCUACUAAGCCUUUCUGCUUUUGGUUUCACCAGCUACAUGCUCUAUUUAUUACUGAAAAAAGAUAAUGAAGAUGAUUUAUUGGAUAACUAUGUGCAAACAUCCAAACAUAAAACGAUGGAGAUUACAAUACCCAAAGCUGUUGUACGAAGCCUCAUAGGACGAAAUGGCAGCAAUAUCAAGAGAUUUCAAGAACAAUCAAAUACCAGGAUCAACUUUCGAAGUCAGGAAGACAAACAAGAUACUAUUUGUGUAAUCAGGGGAACUGUGGAUGCUUGUGACAUCGCUUAUAGUUUAAUUCAGGAGUUUAUUAAUAACCAACCUGUGAUAAACAGUGAAGAUCUAUGGAUCCCAGCUGCAUUUGUUAAAAAUAUUAUUGGUCGCGGUGGCGAAAAAAUUAGUGAAAUUAACACAGUAUCGGGAGCCAAGGUAAAUGUACGUAAUGAACAGAGGGGCCUUUCAUCUGCAAGACUUCAGCUCGUAGGCACCUGUGAACAGAUAAAUGUGGCUAAAUCCCUUAUCGGGGAAAUAGUGGAGCAAUGUAAUCUCGAGAAGGAAUCGAUGCAGAAGCGAUUAGCUAAAAGAGAGCCUAGGCAACCAUCCAAAUUAAUAGACCCCGUCCAAGAAAUUGAUAGUCCUAAAUACGAAAGAUUGUCACCAGUUCCAGGGCAAGAAGAUAAUCAAAUCGAAGUUUAUGUCUCGGCAGUGGAGUCUCCGGCAAAGUUCUGGCUGCAAAUAGUGGGGCCCAAAGCUGUCGAGCUGGAUUAUUUGCUAAAUGAUAUGACUGAGUAUUACAGCAAACCCGAAAACCAACAUAUCCACAUUUUAGACGAAGUUAACGCUGGAGAUCUUGUUGCUGCAAUUUUCCCGUAUGAUAACAAAUGGUACAGAGCCGAAGUUCUUGAAGUCAAUGAUUCCCCUGAAGGCAAAACUGCGACUUUGCAUUAUGUGGACUAUGGGGACGGAGCUGUUCUGCCCUGUAAAGACUUGUUUGAGCUGCGAACCGAUUUUCUUACCUUACAUUUCCAAGCUAUCGAGUGCUUUCUGGCAAGAGUUGAUCCUAGAUGGGAUACUUGGUCUGAUGAAGCGAUCAAUCUUUUUGAACAGUGGUGUCACGUAGCCCAAUGGAAGAAAGUAUCGGCUCGCAUUAACGGAUACACAGUCAAGGAAAAAGUUCGAGCCAAACGAGAAGGAUCGCCAGUACCAGGUGUAGAUUUAUAUGAUGUUACAAACAACGGCGACAUCGACGUAGCUGAAGAAUUAGUCAAAGCGGGCUUUGCAGUAUUCAAAAAAGGAUCAGAUUUACGGUCAAACAGUCGAAAUACCAGUACGAGCAACGUUAGCGAAGCAUCCAGUGUGUCGUAGGACAUCAGAACUGAGAACGCAUUGCACUUACAUAAUGUAAGUAAACGCAUCUGGCUAUCUGGCAGCUCACGAAGUGCAUUUCGAAUUUGAUCCUCAAAUAUUUUAACCUGUUUGAGCAAGAUAGGUGCAACUACUUAAUAAGAAGCAAAUGAAAAGUUUUUUUUAUGUAAAAUGUUGAAAUUAAGAUAAAUAAACUGUGACAAUAAUAACCAUUGUUCUCAAGUUUUUUUAUAUUUAAUAAAAAGCGCGUAGUUUUGAAGUGAGAGCAACCUAUUUCCAAUUUUCUUUGUUAGUAGGUUUUAGUGAAUAAAAACGGUUUAGAACUUG